CGAUCUUUGCCAUCUUUUGCCAUAGAUAAACAUAGCAGCCAUACAUUCCAUGCUCUAAAGAGAGAGGGGGAGGAGAUGGAGUCAGCAAGCAACAAAAUCCGCAUUGCUACUUUGCCAAAACGACAUUCACAUCGCCUCUUAUUUGAUCGCCGUUACGGUUGGGUAUUCGAUGAAUGGAAAGACCCAUCAGAGGAAGCUUUAUCCGGAGGCAGAGGAAUGUUUUGCAUAUUGCCUCUAGCUAAAGCUUUCUUGACGACAGCAUCACAGUCGAUUGACCACGCAGCAAACUUUGCUGUCAAAGUUUUUGACAGUCCAGAUCUUCUCUCCCCUCAAGCACUGCAGACCAGUCUCAGCAAUCAGCUAAACAAAUUCAAGUCCUCCAUAAAAAAAGCAGAAUUCAAUCGUUUUGCUCUCGAAGAACAUUCAUUCCAAGCCCCCACUUCCCCUCCACAUCUGCUAUUUGAAAAUAAAAAAUCUCAGAUCGAUUGAAGUGUGUAAAUUUCUCCCUGUGUGUUUUCUUGUUUACUCUUCCGUAUUGCUUCAGACCUAUUCAUGAAACCUUGUGCUUAGAAACAUUCACAUUAGCUUAAAGAACAUAAGUGCUUCUCGUACGCGUCGAUUUAUGAAUGCGUGUACAGUGUUUUCUUAA
Messenger RNA from Populus trichocarpa (black cottonwood), 649 nucleotides. RefSeq lists its product as uncharacterized. The record is from RefSeq and is a predicted model, not a curated record. Bases 76 to 489 code for a protein of 137 amino acids. The transcript is spliced from 4 exons. NCBI's taxonomy places the organism in Eukaryota, Viridiplantae, Streptophyta, Magnoliopsida, Malpighiales, Salicaceae.